AUUCUGAAGCAGUUUGUUGGCCAUUCUACUUGAUGAGCUGGUUUUCUGUAGACCUGGCCUCACAUUUCCUUGACACUGCAGGGCCAAGUGACAAGAGAUCACCUCUGCUGCACAGAAGGGAGCCAACAUGCAGGAUUCAAAUGAAGAUACUGAAUGGAAUGACAUACUGAGAGAUUUUGGGAUUCUGCCCCCCAAAAAAGAGGUUAAGGAUGAAACUGAAGAAAUGGUUUUGCGUUUACAGAAAGAAGCAGAAGUGAAGCCAUAUGAAAGAAUGAAUCUGAAGGAGCUCAAAGAAGCUGAAGAUGAAUUUGACGAAGAAGACAUGAAAGCUAUUGAAAUGUACAGGAAACAACGUUUAGAAGAAUUAAAAUCUCUACAGAAGAGACAAAGAUAUGGAGAACUUUUAGAAAUUUCUGGAGAACAGUACGUGAAAGAAAUUACAGAUGCACCAAAAGGUGUAUGGGUUGUCAUCCAUCUCUAUGGAUCAAGCAUCCCGAUGUGUUUUGUAAUUAAUAGACACCUUAGUCUACUGGCCAGAAAGUUUCCUGAAACCAAAAUUAUAAAAGCCAUUGCCAGCAGUUGCAUUGAAAAUUACUCUGACAGUUGCUUACCUACAUUAAUUGUGUAUGAAAAUGGAGAAAUUAAAGGCAAGUUCAUUGGAGCUGCAGAAUGUGGAGGACCAAAUGUUACAGUUGAAGAACUUGAAUGGAAGCUGGCAGAGCUUGGUGCUGUAAAAACUGAUUUAGAAGAAAACCCCAAGAAGAAGGUUGUGGAUAUGAUGACAUCUUCACUCAGACAUAUGUCCAUGAACGACAGUUGGGCAAUGGCGAACAGGGCUUGUGAAGAGAAAAACUGAAGAAACUGGAAAAAUACACAAAGAAAGCCCUUGACAGUCCUCUAUUUAUAUUUGGUCAAAUUAUACUUAACCAACCCUUCUUAAAGUCCAAAUGGAGACUUCAGAAAUCAACAAAACCAUAAUAACAACACAGAAAUACAGAAGAUCAGUCAAUAAAGAAAUUUUUGCCUGAAUGCAGUUG
Pogona vitticeps (central bearded dragon) is the source of this 1037-nucleotide messenger RNA. The record is from RefSeq and is a predicted model, not a curated record. NCBI's taxonomy places the organism in Eukaryota, Metazoa, Chordata, Lepidosauria, Squamata, Agamidae.